AUGGAUACACUUCAAUCCGACAUCUCAGUAAUCGAUCUGUGUGGAUUCAGUAAAUUGUGUCCCCGUGCCUGUAGUGUAUGUCCUUAUAUUUUUACAGUUAAAGGUUAUAACGUGUUUUUACGAGAUUUUAUUAUUGGAACGAAGACUGGAUAUCCUCGAUUUGAUGAAGUGUGUGCUGAGUUAACCGACCAAAAGGCUUCCAUCAUGAUUGUAAAGAAAGGGUCUUAUGAAGAAGAUUUACUGAACACAACAUGUCCACAGGAUAUAUUGGCUGUAUUUGAUAACGUGAAUAUCACAACAUCGUCUGGUACUAAAACAACUGGGUGUCUAGGGACAACAGUAGAUGUUUGUAGAGACAAGACUACAGUAGCAUUUAACUACAACAGUGCGUGCUCUGCUGCAAAAAUGAAAUCACAAGAUGGGAAGUACAGUUGUUUAUACUCUAUGAAAUUGGGGCCGGAUACAUAUCUUAGUGUUUUGAAUCAGGAUACGACAGUUGAUGGAUCAAAUACAUUUAGAUUCUCUUGCUUUGCAUACUCCAUAACAGGGGGUGUUUUGUACGCGACAGAAACGCCAACAACAUGUACCAGUACUACAACGUCUACUGAUCUUGGAUCAGCAAAUGAGGGUGUUACUAUUGUAGCAUGGAAUGUCACUUGUAAGUAUGGGGGUUAA
Messenger RNA from Mytilus trossulus (common blue mussel), 675 nucleotides. RefSeq lists its product as uncharacterized. Lineage: Eukaryota; Metazoa; Mollusca; Bivalvia; Mytilida; Mytilidae. Bases 1 to 675 code for a protein of 224 amino acids. The transcript is spliced from 5 exons. The record is from RefSeq and is a predicted model, not a curated record.